AUGUUUCACCGUUCUAAACACAACACUAUUCGAUUCAGCAUUGUAUGUGUUCGUGUUGACUAUCGGACAAAUUCUUAUUAUUCUCCACCAUCUGGUGAAAGUUUUUUAUGUUCAAACAUCAAGUCAAAAGGGAUGACAAAAUGUUCCGAUAUUCCAAAAUUAACGCAAAACAAUAUGACUUGUACAGCGCGAUUCAAUUUUACAGUUUAUUCUCUCAGUGAUCAGUGUGUAAACUGGAAUCAAUAUUAUCGUCUAUGUAAACCAUCCGACACCAAUCCUUACAAUGGAGGAAUUAGUUUCGAUAAUGUUUUAUACGCAUUCAUCACAAUAUUUCAGAUUGUGUCAUUAGAAGGUUGGGUAGAUGUGAUGUAUUAUAUACAAGAUGUGUCAUCAUUUUGGGUUUGGAUCUAUUUUGUUGUAUUAGUGGUGAAAACGCCCGACAGACGACCGUCUGUUCCUAGAAUUCAAAUAAACAGCGAUGAUAAUAAUGAUGAUAAUCUAUCCUAUUAUUCUGCAUUCGAACAUGAUUUAUCACCCGAUGUGCCUGACUUAAUUAAAGAUGUUCGAUCAUCGACUCAAAAAAUUCAAUCAUUUGUUAGUUCACAAAACUCAGUGCGUAAGAAAAAUGCGAAUGAGAAAGCAAUAGCUAACACGAAAAAUAUGCGGCCCGGACGAUAUAAAUUAUUUAAUCUAAAACUAAAUCGAUUUAUUGAAACAAACUUUUUUAUUGGUGCAAUUUUUGUAUGCAUUUGUUUGAACACAUUAUGUUUAAGUAUCGAAUAUCAUGGACAACCUCAUUUAAUGACGCAAAUUUUAGAAUACAUUAAUUUUGGUUUUGCCGUUAUAUUUCUUCUUGAAAUGAUAUUAAAAUUAAUUGCUAUGGGUAUGUUUCAAUAUAUUAAAGAUCCAGCCAAUAUUUUCGAUGGUCUUAUUGCAAUAAUAAGUUUAACGGAGAUUUAUCAAAGUAAUAUAUCUGCAUUACGUGCAUUUCGUAUGUUGAGAAUAUUUCGUUUGAUAAGUUUUCUACCAGGAAUAAAACGUCAAAUAGCAAUAAUGGUUAAAACAAUAAAUGAUGUGGCAGUUUUUUUCUUAUUUUUGAUGCUUUUCAUAUUUAUGUUUGGAGUAUUAGGAAGUCAUUUAUUUGGUGGACAUUUUUCAGCAGUAUCUGGUUACAGUGUUGAUAAUCGUACACAUAUCGAGAUAAAAUGUCACUGUUGUCAAUGCAAAGAGUUUGAAUUCUAUCGAAAUCAGAGUAAUAUAAUUAAUGUUCGAUGUCAAACACCACGUACAAACUUCGACACAUUUUUUAAUUCAUUAUUAGCUGUUUAUCAGGUAAGAAUACAGUUCUGUGCAGAAUUAUAGAAACGAGUUGUUUUUAAUGUGUUUGGUUUGUCGUAACAAGAACGAGUGCGAGAAAUGAUUUCAACAGCUAGAAGAGUUUUCAAUUAGAAGUAAGUGUUUUAUGCAAGUUUC
This is a messenger RNA of Didymodactylos carnosus, 1473 nucleotides long. NCBI's taxonomy places the organism in Eukaryota, Metazoa, Rotifera, Eurotatoria, Philodinida, Philodinidae. The record is from the annotation of a GenBank genome assembly.